Molecule: messenger RNA, 1560 nt
Organism: Podospora pseudopauciseta
Lineage: Eukaryota; Fungi; Ascomycota; Sordariomycetes; Sordariales; Podosporaceae
Exons: 2
Coding region: 1-1560 (519 amino acids)
Source: RefSeq, a predicted model, not a curated record
AUGAGGGACUUUGGGCCGAGUAAAGCGCCAUCCUGGUGGAAUGCUAAUAGCAUACCAGGAAGACCGGGCCCAGUUUUCCCUGGUGGAUAUCAUGCAGAAGAUGCUGUUUUAUUUCGCCAUGAAAGGGAAUGGCGGAAAGCACACCCCACCCGUGAUCCUUUCGACGAUGGGCGUCUCCGGAUGUACGUCUAUGGGCUCCAGGCAACAUUGCAGGCACGCCAGGUUAACCCAUGUUCCAAGAGCCAGUCCAAGCAGCCGCGUUGCCAAGAUGUACUGGCGGAUUUGCGUGUACAGUUCUUGAUACGAGAGAGGGUAAGGGCGAGGGGCAGGGAUGCCCAGGCCGACACAGGAAGUGUUAUUAGCGGGACCAGUAGUCUCAGCAAUCCAAGGAGCGAGCAGAGUUCCAGGAGUUUUGGCAGAGGACCUGAUGUGUAUGACACUGGUAUUCCCCUCACGGCUGAGGACUGGGCCGAGAUUGACCCAAAUAAGUACGACAAUGGUAUACCGCUGAGCUCCCAGGAUUGGAACUCAUUGCUAGAUACAUCACUUCCGGCGACAAGGGGCGAACCCGAAUCCGCCUAUUACCGGGGACGUGGGCGUGAUGGACCAUCAGUACCACCGCGCUCCAGAUCAAGCCACUCCAACGACCGGAUUCGGCGAUACGAGGACGACCGUAUUGAGAGGGAGCCCUCACGAUAUGAACAGGAACCCUCACGAUACAGGUCGCGAAAGAAGGGCCGGGUAACUGAUGAGGACUAUGAUAGCUAUGGCCAAGAAUAUCCCAGCAGCUCAAAGACGAAGCAUGACGACUACAAUCAAUAUGCCGACUACUACAAUAAUUAUGAGUACGACGGCUCUGUAUAUUCUGGUGGUAGUUACAGCCGUGCGCUCCCUCCCCGUUCAGGGGGCGAUGAUGUAUACCUUGAUCUGGUCAAAGAGCGUGGCUCUGCGAAAAAGACCCCAGUCCUGACCUCUGGAUUGGAAAAGGCGAUGGGGCGGCUGAACCUUCUACAGACGCGGUCGCCCAAACUGUCAGCCGAGCGGACGGUGGGCAGACCCAAGUCCAACGCCACCUCACCCGAUAUUUCACCCAAAGUGUCGGCCGGUCGAGCUUUAACAGCAGGACUCACGCAAGAAAGAAAACCGGAAAGAACCAACCAAAACCUUAUUUCCUCUUCUCGUAGCUCGCAAACAGGAUCAAGCGUAACGAUUCCAACAAAAUCAACAUCCAUCAUUCCGCUAACUCGUGACUUGACUAACAAUGUCCAAUCUGCAAACAAACCGCAGACAUCAGCUACUCGACCCGCCCUAUCCAUUGACGAGAGGAGCAGCAAGGGCAACUCUGCUGCAACGCGAUCUGUUUCAACCACUUCUGCUUCUACCACAAACCAGUGCAAUAAGAUAGACAGUCCACCGACGAGCAGGACCGCCCGAAACUCUGGGACCGCUACGGGGUAUCUUAAUCGAACCAAUCGGCGUAACCCCGAAGGAGAUUUGCAGUCUCAGGCAGUAGGGGAAGUGAGGCGAGCAGAACGUCAAGUGAGACUGACACCUCAUUGA